AUGAGUUCUGAUUUUGAAUUAGAAGAAUUCAAUGGACUUGGCACAACACUUGCACCACGCAUUCCCAACGCUGAAAAUCGAACUUUAGAAACUAAAAUUGAAACAAAACAACGACGUUUUCAAUCAACACAACAUGAUCUCGAUGAGCAUCUCACAAAAGUUCAUAUGCUUGAAGAUCAUCUGAAAAAUGUUCAAGAUGAAUUGGGAACAACACAAAAACUUUUUAAUGCACGUAAACAUGAAGUUGAAACUGAAGAACAUAUGAAAAUGCUCAAUGAACGGGAAAUAGGCCGUCUUAAACAAGAUAUAUUACGACUUGAAAAUGAAAUAACAAAUAUAAAAGAUCGAAAAAGUACUUUAGCUGAUGAAGUUUUUCGUGCAAAUCAAUUGUUUGAUGAAAUGAAAGCACAAAUGAAAUGGGAUCAGCAAGCAUUAGAAGCAUGGCUUGAAGAAUCCGCACAAAAAGACGAAGAUGUUAUGGCAUUAAUGAAAUAUACUAGACAAGAUGAAGCUAAAGUUAAAGAACUUAUGUUUAAAAUUGAACGGAUGACAGACGAAGCAAAUAAAAAGAAACGCUCUGUCGAAGGUGAAAUCAUGGAUACAACUAGUCUUCAAGUUGAACUGGAUAAAACAGCAAGUAAUUUCCGGCAUGCUCAUCGUCAUCGACAAGAACUUAUCACACGAUGGGAAGAUAUCAUUGGACAAAUGCAUCAACGAGAUCGUGAUAUUGAUUUAUUGGCAGCUCAAUUAGUUAAAAUAAAAGCUGAAGCGCGUUCUGUUGAAGAACAAAUAAUCGAAAAACGAGAAUUUUAUGAUAAUGAACAACGAAACAAUAAUGAACGUCAAUUACAAAUGUCUAUGGCUGAACGGCAAGCAGGAAAAUUACGAACGCAAUAUGAAGAUGCUGAGAAAAAUCGUUUGUUAUAUGAAAAUGAAUUAUCCGGUUUACGGCGUGUUGUUAAACGAACAGAAAAAGAUAAAGAAAAUGCAUAUGCACUUCUAAGUCAAAUGAAAAAACAAUUAACUAGUCGUAAACAAUAUCUUGAAGAUGUGAUGACACGCAAAAAUGAUUUAAUUGAGAAGAAACGUGAAAUAUUAGAUACAAAAUAUACAGCUGAAGAAAAAGCUAAUAAAAUGGAUAAACUAUAUUUGGAUGAACAAGAACGUGAAAUGAAAUUGAAUAGUGAAUUAAAAUUAUUAUCGGAACGCAUGUAUAAGAUUACACAGGAGAUAUUUGAUUAUAAGACUAAAGAAAAAAAUCUCGAAGCUGAUAUUAACGGUUCAGUUGUUACACUUAAUAAUUUACAAGCUAAAACAAACAGAUUAGACCAUGAAGCUUUAAAACAACAAGAAGUACUUUACCAUCAGGAUUUUGAAAUUCAAUCUCUCGAACGUCGAAUAAAUCGAAUGCAGGGUGAAAAAAGUACCGAAGAACAGGCUAUGCUUGAACGAAAAAUUAGUGAAUUACAAGUUGAAUUACAGCGAAAACGUGAUGAUCAUGCAAUGUUAAAUUCUCAAACAAAACAAAUCGAAGAAGAAAAACGACGUUUAAAUAAAAAUCUUAAAGAAAUCCGUGAAGAUAAAGAAACUGAACAAAAAAAGAUAGAAGAACUUGAAUUACAUGCUGAUAAUGCACAAAGAUUGAUUAAGAAAUUGACUGAUGACAAAGAGAAUCUACUUGUUGAAGAACAUUUAAUGCGUAUUGAAUUAAAACGUCUUCGUGGUUUACUUAAUUCAAAAGCUGAUACUAUUAUGACACUUGAAACACGUCGAUUACAACUUCAAACAGCUAUAAAAGAACGUCGAAGUGAAAUAUCUAUUCAUCAGUCAACACUUCGUCAGCAAUUACGUGAUGAAGAAGGAAAAACAAAUGAAAUAUCAGCACAAUUACAUGAUCGAAUUAAUAAAAUAGAAAAAUUAAAGAAAAGAUAUGAAAUCGUUAAUAUUGCAAUGGCACCACCCGAAGGUGCUAGUGAAGAAGAAUCAUCUCAAACUUAUUAUGUGAUAAAGGCUGCUCAAGAAAAAGAAGAACUACAACGUGAAGGCGAUGAACUUGAUGCAAAAAAUCGUAAAGCCGAACAAGAAUUAUUAGCUCUACAAAAUACUCUUCGUAUCAUAAACAGUGGAAAUAAUCAGACAAAACAAUCAUUCAAAAAAUUACCGGAAUCAAGUGAUGAAUUAAGUCGACUUGAAGAACUAGAAGAGCAAUCACGUCAUUUGAUGGAUAAAGUUCGAACGAAACGUAGAAAAGCUGAAGACAUGAGAAAUGAUUUAAAACGUACUGAACGUGCCUUUGAAGAACUACUCAACGAUCAAGGAGCCCUAGAAAAUGUAAAUCAAGAAAAACGACAACAAAUAGGAAAAUUAGAAAAUGAUGUCAAAGAUAUGGAUGCAAAACUGGUUCGUGCUGAUAAAAGUAUAUCUACAAAUAAGAAAACUGCACGAACUGCUCGUAAUCAACAGCAGCCAUUAAUUGAAGAACAUGAUUUUGAAUUACGACUUUUAAAAGAAUUUAAUAAAAAACUUGAUGUACUUAUUGAUCAAACUGUUUCGAUUGAUCCCGAUGCUAAACAUUGUUAUAAUAUGCUGAAAGAACAAUCCCAUUUGGAUAAUCUAUCCAGUAUAGCAAGUACACCAUCAAGUGUACGAAGCAGUUCAACACGCAGUUCAACCUCUCAGCCAUCACGCACAUCAUCACGACAAGCUAUUCCUGUUGCUUCAGUACAACUUGGUUUAGACGGAUCACGACCACCAAGUCUAACUGGUCAACGACAACAAAGAGCUUCAUCACGUGGUUCAUCGACAGCUAGCUCAUCGUCAACAUCAUCAGCUAGAAGAGUAGUGCACUAA
This is a messenger RNA of Rotaria socialis, 2850 nucleotides long. NCBI's taxonomy places the organism in Eukaryota, Metazoa, Rotifera, Eurotatoria, Philodinida, Philodinidae. The record is from the annotation of a GenBank genome assembly.